Closterium sp. Naga37s-1 is the source of this 13041-nucleotide messenger RNA. The record is from the annotation of a GenBank genome assembly. Lineage: Eukaryota; Viridiplantae; Streptophyta; Zygnematophyceae; Desmidiales; Closteriaceae.
AUGGCGCACUCCUUGCGCGGAGCACCACCGUUGCUGCUUCAUCGCUGCGUGUGUGCUUGCCUCGCUGCGUGCCGCCAUGUGUUUCGCUCACUCCCAUCGCCACUCAUUCCUUCUGCUCUGCCCUCCUCUCUCGUCGUCCAUCCACCCCACCCACCCACCACCCUCCCCUGCGUGCGUGCAUGUGCGCGCGCAUCUGUGUCUCAACGGAGGCGAGGCAGGGGGAGGGGCGAGGCGGUGUGUGAGGAGGUGAGGGCGGCAGCGGGGGCGGCAGGGAGUGCGACGUUCAUAGAGUGUGACAUCACCGACACCCCUGCACUUGACGCCCUCCUCACAGGAGCCGACCUGGUGGUCCACUGUGCGGGGCCCUUCCAGCAAGAACCGAACUGCACCGUUCUGGAAGCAGCCAUCCGCACCAAGACGCCCUACGUGGACGUGUGUGACGGCACGCCCUACGUGGACGUGUGUGACGACGUGGCGUUCGCUGGGAACGCGCGCUCGCUGCACGGGGCUGCAGUGGCGGCGGGUGUGCCGGCCAUCACCACGGCCGGCAUCUACCCGGGCGCCAACGUGCCAUUCCCUGCUCUCCUGUGUCUCCUCUCCGCAGUGAUGGCAGCAGAGCUGGUGCGGCUGGCGGGGGAGGAGGGGGCGCGCAUGGAGGAGCAACAAGGCCAGCAGCAGGCCGCCCUUGGCCUUCGACCAAAGAGCCUGCGCUUCUCGUAUUUCACGGCGGGCACGGGAGGGGCGGGUCCCACCAUCCUGACCACGAGCCUGCUGCUGCUGGGCGAGCCUGCCACGGCCUUCAAGGACGGUCAGCGCCUGCAGCUGCCAGCAUACAGUCGGCAGCGCCUGGUGGACUUUGGGCCGGGCGUGGGGGAGAGAAGCACGUACCUGCUCAACCUACCAGAGGUGGUGUCAGCGCACGAGGUGCUGGGGGUGCCCACGGUGUCGGCGCGCUUUGGCACGGCGCCACACAUGUGGAACUGGGGCAUGCAGCUGCUGCACGCUCUGCUGCCUCAGGUGCGUGCCCUGCUCCCUGCUUCUCCGCCCAGCUGCCUCAGGUGCGUGCCCUGCUCCCUGCUUCUCCGCCCAGCUGCCUCAGGUGCGUGCCCUGCUCCCUGCUUCUCCGCCCAGCUGCCUCAGGUGCGUGCCCUGCUCCCUGCUUCUCCGCCCAGCUGCCUCAGGUGCGUGCCCUGCUCCCUGCUUCUCCGCCCAGCUGCCUCAGGUGCGUGCCCUGCUCCCUGCUUCUCCGCCCAGCUGCCUCAGGUGCGUGCCCUGCUCCCUGCUUCUCCGCCCAGCUGCCUCAGGUGCGUGCCCUGCUCCCUGCUUCUCCGCCCAGCUGCCUCAGGUGCGUGCCCUGCUCCCUGCUUCUCCGCCCAGCUGCCUCAGGUGCGUGCCCUGCUCCCUGCUUCUCCGCCCAGCUGCCUCAGGUGCGUGCCCUGCUCCCUGCUUCUCCGCCCAGCUGCCUCAGGUGCGUGCCCUGCUCCCUGCUUCUCCGCCCAGCUGCCUCAGGUGCGUGCCCUGCUCCCUGCUUCUCCGCCCAGCUGCCUCAGGUGCGUGCCCUGCUCCCUGCUUCUCCGCCCAGCUGCCUCAGGUGCGUGCCCUGCUCCCUGCUUCUCCGCCCAGCUGCCUCAGGUGCGUGCCCUGCUCCCUGCUUCUCCGCCCAGCUGCCUCAGGUGCGUGCCCUGCUCCCUGCUUCUCCGCCCAGCUGCCUCAGGUGCGUGCCCUGCUCCCUGCUUCUCCGCCCAGCUGCCUCAGGUGCGUGCCCUGCUCCCUGCUUCUCCGCCCAGCUGCCUCAGGUGCGUGCCCUGCUCCCUGCUUCUCCGCCCAGCUGCCUCAGGUGCGUGCCCUGCUCCCUGCUUCUCCGCCCAGCUGCCUCAGGUGCGUGCCCUGCUCCCUGCUUCUCCGCCCAGCUGCCUCAGGUGCGUGCCCUGCUCCCUGCUUCUCCGCCCAGCUGCCUCAGGUGCGUGCCCUGCUCCCUGCUUCUCCGCCCAGCUGCCUCAGGUGCGUGCCCUGCUCCCUGCUUCUCCGCCCAGCUGCCUCAGGUGCGUGCCCUGCUCCCUGCUUCUCCGCCCAGCUGCCUCAGGUGCGUGCCCUGCUCCCUGCUUCUCCGCCCAGCUGCCUCAGGUGCGUGCCCUGCUCCCUGCUUCUCCGCCCAGCUGCCUCAGGUGCGUGCCCUGCUCCCUGCUUCUCCGCCCAGCUGCCUCAGGUGCGUGCCCUGCUCCCUGCUUCUCCGCCCAGCUGCCUCAGGUGCGUGCCCUGCUCCCUGCUUCUCCGCCCAGCUGCCUCAGGUGCGUGCCCUGCUCCCUGCUUCUCCGCCCAGCUGCCUCAGGUGCGUGCCCUGCUCCCUGCUUCUCCGCCCAGCUGCCUCAGGUGCGUGCCCUGCUCCCUGCUUCUCCGCCCAGCUGCCUCAGGUGCGUGCCCUGCUCCCUGCUUCUCCGCCCAGCUGCCUCAGGUGCGUGCCCUGCUCCCUGCUUCUCCGCCCAGCUGCCUCAGGUGCGUGCCCUGCUCCCUGCUUCUCCGCCCAGCUGCCUCAGGUGCGUGCCCUGCUCCCUGCUUCUCCGCCCAGCUGCCUCAGGUGCGUGCCCUGCUCCCUGCUUCUCCGCCCAGCUGCCUCAGGUGCGUGCCCUGCUCCCUGCUUCUCCGCCCAGCUGCCUCAGGUGCGUGCCCUGCUCCCUGCUUCUCCGCCCAGCUGCCUCAGGUGCGUGCCCUGCUCCCUGCUUCUCCGCCCAGCUGCCUCAGGUGCGUGCCCUGCUCCCUGCUUCUCCGCCCAGCUGCCUCAGGUGCGUGCCCUGCUCCCUGCUUCUCCGCCCAGCUGCCUCAGGUGCGUGCCCUGCUCCCUGCUUCUCCGCCCAGCUGCCUCAGGUGCGUGCCCUGCUCCCUGCUUCUCCGCCCAGCUGCCUCAGGUGCGUGCCCUGCUCCCUGCUUCUCCGCCCAGCUGCCUCAGGUGCGUGCCCUGCUCCCUGCUUCUCCGCCCAGCUGCCUCAGGUGCGUGCCCUGCUCCCUGCUUCUCCGCCCAGCUGCCUCAGGUGCGUGCCCUGCUCCCUGCUUCUCCGCCCAGCUGCCUCAGGUGCGUGCCCUGCUCCCUGCUUCUCCGCCCAGCUGCCUCAGGUGCGUGCCCUGCUCCCUGCUUCUCCGCCCAGCUGCCUCAGGUGCGUGCCCUGCUCCCUGCUUCUCCGCCCAGCUGCCUCAGGUGCGUGCCCUGCUCCCUGCUUCUCCGCCCAGCUGCCUCAGGUGCGUGCCCUGCUCCCUGCUUCUCCGCCCAGCUGCCUCAGGUGCGUGCCCUGCUCCCUGCUUCUCCGCCCAGCUGCCUCAGGUGCGUGCCCUGCUCCCUGCUUCUCCGCCCAGCUGCCUCAGGUGCGUGCCCUGCUCCCUGCUUCUCCGCCCAGCUGCCUCAGGUGCGUGCCCUGCUCCCUGCUUCUCCGCCCAGCUGCCUCAGGUGCGUGCCCUGCUCCCUGCUUCUCCGCCCAGCUGCCUCAGGUGCGUGCCCUGCUCCCUGCUUCUCCGCCCAGCUGCCUCAGGUGCGUGCCCUGCUCCCUGCUUCUCCGCCCAGCUGCCUCAGGUGCGUGCCCUGCUCCCUGCUUCUCCGCCCAGCUGCCUCAGGUGCGUGCCCUGCUCCCUGCUUCUCCGCCCAGCUGCCUCAGGUGCGUGCCCUGCUCCCUGCUUCUCCGCCCAGCUGCCUCAGGUGCGUGCCCUGCUCCCUGCUUCUCCGCCCAGCUGCCUCAGGUGCGUGCCCUGCUCCCUGCUUCUCCGCCCAGCUGCCUCAGGUGCGUGCCCUGCUCCCUGCUUCUCCGCCCAGCUGCCUCAGGUGCGUGCCCUGCUCCCUGCUUCUCCGCCCAGCUGCCUCAGGUGCGUGCCCUGCUCCCUGCUUCUCCGCCCAGCUGCCUCAGGUGCGUGCCCUGCUCCCUGCUUCUCCGCCCAGCUGCCUCAGGUGCGUGCCCUGCUCCCUGCUUCUCCGCCCAGCUGCCUCAGGUGCGUGCCCUGCUCCCUGCUUCUCCGCCCAGCUGCCUCAGGUGCGUGCCCUGCUCCCUGCUUCUCCGCCCAGCUGCCUCAGGUGCGUGCCCUGCUCCCUGCUUCUCCGCCCAGCUGCCUCAGGUGCGUGCCCUGCUCCCUGCUUCUCCGCCCAGCUGCCUCAGGUGCGUGCCCUGCUCCCUGCUUCUCCGCCCAGCUGCCUCAGGUGCGUGCCCUGCUCCCUGCUUCUCCGCCCAGCUGCCUCAGGUGCGUGCCCUGCUCCCUGCUUCUCCGCCCAGCUGCCUCAGGUGCGUGCCCUGCUCCCUGCUUCUCCGCCCAGCUGCCUCAGGUGCGUGCCCUGCUCCCUGCUUCUCCGCCCAGCUGCCUCAGGUGCGUGCCCUGCUCCCUGCUUCUCCGCCCAGCUGCCUCAGGUGCGUGCCCUGCUCCCUGCUUCUCCGCCCAGCUGCCUCAGGUGCGUGCCCUGCUCCCUGCUUCUCCGCCCAGCUGCCUCAGGUGCGUGCCCUGCUCCCUGCUUCUCCGCCCAGCUGCCUCAGGUGCGUGCCCUGCUCCCUGCUUCUCCGCCCAGCUGCCUCAGGUGCGUGCCCUGCUCCCUGCUUCUCCGCCCAGCUGCCUCAGGUGCGUGCCCUGCUCCCUGCUUCUCCGCCCAGCUGCCUCAGGUGCGUGCCCUGCUCCCUGCUUCUCCGCCCAGCUGCCUCAGGUGCGUGCCCUGCUCCCUGCUUCUCCGCCCAGCUGCCUCAGGUGCGUGCCCUGCUCCCUGCUUCUCCGCCCAGCUGCCUCAGGUGCGUGCCCUGCUCCCUGCUUCUCCGCCCAGCUGCCUCAGGUGCGUGCCCUGCUCCCUGCUUCUCCGCCCAGCUGCCUCAGGUGCGUGCCCUGCUCCCUGCUUCUCCGCCCAGCUGCCUCAGGUGCGUGCCCUGCUCCCUGCUUCUCCGCCCAGCUGCCUCAGGUGCGUGCCCUGCUCCCUGCUUCUCCGCCCAGCUGCCUCAGGUGCGUGCCCUGCUCCCUGCUUCUCCGCCCAGCUGCCUCAGGUGCGUGCCCUGCUCCCUGCUUCUCCGCCCAGCUGCCUCAGGUGCGUGCCCUGCUCCCUGCUUCUCCGCCCAGCUGCCUCAGGUGCGUGCCCUGCUCCCUGCUUCUCCGCCCAGCUGCCUCAGGUGCGUGCCCUGCUCCCUGCUUCUCCGCCCAGCUGCCUCAGGUGCGUGCCCUGCUCCCUGCUUCUCCGCCCAGCUGCCUCAGGUGCGUGCCCUGCUCCCUGCUUCUCCGCCCAGCUGCCUCAGGUGCGUGCCCUGCUCCCUGCUUCUCCGCCCAGCUGCCUCAGGUGCGUGCCCUGCUCCCUGCUUCUCCGCCCAGCUGCCUCAGGUGCGUGCCCUGCUCCCUGCUUCUCCGCCCAGCUGCCUCAGGUGCGUGCCCUGCUCCCUGCUUCUCCGCCCAGCUGCCUCAGGUGCGUGCCCUGCUCCCUGCUUCUCCGCCCAGCUGCCUCAGGUGCGUGCCCUGCUCCCUGCUUCUCCGCCCAGCUGCCUCAGGUGCGUGCCCUGCUCCCUGCUUCUCCGCCCAGCUGCCUCAGGUGCGUGCCCUGCUCCCUGCUUCUCCGCCCAGCUGCCUCAGGUGCGUGCCCUGCUCCCUGCUUCUCCGCCCAGCUGCCUCAGGUGCGUGCCCUGCUCCCUGCUUCUCCGCCCAGCUGCCUCAGGUGCGUGCCCUGCUCCCUGCUUCUCCGCCCAGCUGCCUCAGGUGCGUGCCCUGCUCCCUGCUUCUCCGCCCAGCUGCCUCAGGUGCGUGCCCUGCUCCCUGCUUCUCCGCCCAGCUGCCUCAGGUGCGUGCCCUGCUCCCUGCUUCUCCGCCCAGCUGCCUCAGGUGCGUGCCCUGCUCCCUGCUUCUCCGCCCAGCUGCCUCAGGUGCGUGCCCUGCUCCCUGCUUCUCCGCCCAGCUGCCUCAGGUGCGUGCCCUGCUCCCUGCUUCUCCGCCCAGCUGCCUCAGGUGCGUGCCCUGCUCCCUGCUUCUCCGCCCAGCUGCCUCAGGUGCGUGCCCUGCUCCCUGCUUCUCCGCCCAGCUGCCUCAGGUGCGUGCCCUGCUCCCUGCUUCUCCGCCCAGCUGCCUCAGGUGCGUGCCCUGCUCCCUGCUUCUCCGCCCAGCUGCCUCAGGUGCGUGCCCUGCUCCCUGCUUCUCCGCCCAGCUGCCUCAGGUGCGUGCCCUGCUCCCUGCUUCUCCGCCCAGCUGCCUCAGGUGCGUGCCCUGCUCCCUGCUUCUCCGCCCAGCUGCCUCAGGUGCGUGCCCUGCUCCCUGCUUCUCCGCCCAGCUGCCUCAGGUGCGUGCCCUGCUCCCUGCUUCUCCGCCCAGCUGCCUCAGGUGCGUGCCCUGCUCCCUGCUUCUCCGCCCAGCUGCCUCAGGUGCGUGCCCUGCUCCCUGCUUCUCCGCCCAGCUGCCUCAGGUGCGUGCCCUGCUCCCUGCUUCUCCGCCCAGCUGCCUCAGGUGCGUGCCCUGCUCCCUGCUUCUCCGCCCAGCUGCCUCAGGUGCGUGCCCUGCUCCCUGCUUCUCCGCCCAGCUGCCUCAGGUGCGUGCCCUGCUCCCUGCUUCUCCGCCCAGCUGCCUCAGGUGCGUGCCCUGCUCCCUGCUUCUCCGCCCAGCUGCCUCAGGUGCGUGCCCUGCUCCCUGCUUCUCCGCCCAGCUGCCUCAGGUGCGUGCCCUGCUCCCUGCUUCUCCGCCCAGCUGCCUCAGGUGCGUGCCCUGCUCCCUGCUUCUCCGCCCAGCUGCCUCAGGUGCGUGCCCUGCUCCCUGCUUCUCCGCCCAGCUGCCUCAGGUGCGUGCCCUGCUCCCUGCUUCUCCGCCCAGCUGCCUCAGGUGCGUGCCCUGCUCCCUGCUUCUCCGCCCAGCUGCCUCAGGUGCGUGCCCUGCUCCCUGCUUCUCCGCCCAGCUGCCUCAGGUGCGUGCCCUGCUCCCUGCUUCUCCGCCCAGCUGCCUCAGGUGCGUGCCCUGCUCCCUGCUUCUCCGCCCAGCUGCCUCAGGUGCGUGCCCUGCUCCCUGCUUCUCCGCCCAGCUGCCUCAGGUGCGUGCCCUGCUCCCUGCUUCUCCGCCCAGCUGCCUCAGGUGCGUGCCCUGCUCCCUGCUUCUCCGCCCAGCUGCCUCAGGUGCGUGCCCUGCUCCCUGCUUCUCCGCCCAGCUGCCUCAGGUGCGUGCCCUGCUCCCUGCUUCUCCGCCCAGCUGCCUCAGGUGCGUGCCCUGCUCCCUGCUUCUCCGCCCAGCUGCCUCAGGUGCGUGCCCUGCUCCCUGCUUCUCCGCCCAGCUGCCUCAGGUGCGUGCCCUGCUCCCUGCUUCUCCGCCCAGCUGCCUCAGGUGCGUGCCCUGCUCCCUGCUUCUCCGCCCAGCUGCCUCAGGUGCGUGCCCUGCUCCCUGCUUCUCCGCCCAGCUGCCUCAGGUGCGUGCCCUGCUCCCUGCUUCUCCGCCCAGCUGCCUCAGGUGCGUGCCCUGCUCCCUGCUUCUCCGCCCAGCUGCCUCAGGUGCGUGCCCUGCUCCCUGCUUCUCCGCCCAGCUGCCUCAGGUGCGUGCCCUGCUCCCUGCUUCUCCGCCCAGCUGCCUCAGGUGCGUGCCCUGCUCCCUGCUUCUCCGCCCAGCUGCCUCAGGUGCGUGCCCUGCUCCCUGCUUCUCCGCCCAGCUGCCUCAGGUGCGUGCCCUGCUCCCUGCUUCUCCGCCCAGCUGCCUCAGGUGCGUGCCCUGCUCCCUGCUUCUCCGCCCAGCUGCCUCAGGUGCGUGCCCUGCUCCCUGCUUCUCCGCCCAGCUGCCUCAGGUGCGUGCCCUGCUCCCUGCUUCUCCGCCCAGCUGCCUCAGGUGCGUGCCCUGCUCCCUGCUUCUCCGCCCAGCUGCCUCAGGUGCGUGCCCUGCUCCCUGCUUCUCCGCCCAGCUGCCUCAGGUGCGUGCCCUGCUCCCUGCUUCUCCGCCCAGCUGCCUCAGGUGCGUGCCCUGCUCCCUGCUUCUCCGCCCAGCUGCCUCAGGUGCGUGCCCUGCUCCCUGCUUCUCCGCCCAGCUGCCUCAGGUGCGUGCCCUGCUCCCUGCUUCUCCGCCCAGCUGCCUCAGGUGCGUGCCCUGCUCCCUGCUUCUCCGCCCAGCUGCCUCAGGUGCGUGCCCUGCUCCCUGCUUCUCCGCCCAGCUGCCUCAGGUGCGUGCCCUGCUCCCUGCUUCUCCGCCCAGCUGCCUCAGGUGCGUGCCCUGCUCCCUGCUUCUCCGCCCAGCUGCCUCAGGUGCGUGCCCUGCUCCCUGCUUCUCCGCCCAGCUGCCUCAGGUGCGUGCCCUGCUCCCUGCUUCUCCGCCCAGCUGCCUCAGGUGCGUGCCCUGCUCCCUGCUUCUCCGCCCAGCUGCCUCAGGUGCGUGCCCUGCUCCCUGCUUCUCCGCCCAGCUGCCUCAGGUGCGUGCCCUGCUCCCUGCUUCUCCGCCCAGCUGCCUCAGGUGCGUGCCCUGCUCCCUGCUUCUCCGCCCAGCUGCCUCAGGUGCGUGCCCUGCUCCCUGCUUCUCCGCCCAGCUGCCUCAGGUGCGUGCCCUGCUCCCUGCUUCUCCGCCCAGCUGCCUCAGGUGCGUGCCCUGCUCCCUGCUUCUCCGCCCAGCUGCCUCAGGUGCGUGCCCUGCUCCCUGCUUCUCCGCCCAGCUGCCUCAGGUGCGUGCCCUGCUCCCUGCUUCUCCGCCCAGCUGCCUCAGGUGCGUGCCCUGCUCCCUGCUUCUCCGCCCAGCUGCCUCAGGUGCGUGCCCUGCUCCCUGCUUCUCCGCCCAGCUGCCUCAGGUGCGUGCCCUGCUCCCUGCUUCUCCGCCCAGCUGCCUCAGGUGCGUGCCCUGCUCCCUGCUUCUCCGCCCAGCUGCCUCAGGUGCGUGCCCUGCUCCCUGCUUCUCCGCCCAGCUGCCUCAGGUGCGUGCCCUGCUCCCUGCUUCUCCGCCCAGCUGCCUCAGGUGCGUGCCCUGCUCCCUGCUUCUCCGCCCAGCUGCCUCAGGUGCGUGCCCUGCUCCCUGCUUCUCCGCCCAGCUGCCUCAGGUGCGUGCCCUGCUCCCUGCUUCUCCGCCCAGCUGCCUCAGGUGCGUGCCCUGCUCCCUGCUUCUCCGCCCAGCUGCCUCAGGUGCGUGCCCUGCUCCCUGCUUCUCCGCCCAGCUGCCUCAGGUGCGUGCCCUGCUCCCUGCUUCUCCGCCCAGCUGCCUCAGGUGCGUGCCCUGCUCCCUGCUUCUCCGCCCAGCUGCCUCAGGUGCGUGCCCUGCUCCCUGCUUCUCCGCCCAGCUGCCUCAGGUGCGUGCCCUGCUCCCUGCUUCUCCGCCCAGCUGCCUCAGGUGCGUGCCCUGCUCCCUGCUUCUCCGCCCAGCUGCCUCAGGUGCGUGCCCUGCUCCCUGCUUCUCCGCCCAGCUGCCUCAGGUGCGUGCCCUGCUCCCUGCUUCUCCGCCCAGCUGCCUCAGGUGCGUGCCCUGCUCCCUGCUUCUCCGCCCAGCUGCCUCAGGUGCGUGCCCUGCUCCCUGCUUCUCCGCCCAGCUGCCUCAGGUGCGUGCCCUGCUCCCUGCUUCUCCGCCCAGCUGCCUCAGGUGCGUGCCCUGCUCCCUGCUUCUCCGCCCAGCUGCCUCAGGUGCGUGCCCUGCUCCCUGCUUCUCCGCCCAGCUGCCUCAGGUGCGUGCCCUGCUCCCUGCUUCUCCGCCCAGCUGCCUCAGGUGCGUGCCCUGCUCCCUGCUUCUCCGCCCAGCUGCCUCAGGUGCGUGCCCUGCUCCCUGCUUCUCCGCCCAGCUGCCUCAGGUGCGUGCCCUGCUCCCUGCUUCUCCGCCCAGCUGCCUCAGGUGCGUGCCCUGCUCCCUGCUUCUCCGCCCAGCUGCCUCAGGUGCGUGCCCUGCUCCCUGCUUCUCCGCCCAGCUGCCUCAGGUGCGUGCCCUGCUCCCUGCUUCUCCGCCCAGCUGCCUCAGGUGCGUGCCCUGCUCCCUGCUUCUCCGCCCAGCUGCCUCAGGUGCGUGCCCUGCUCCCUGCUUCUCCGCCCAGCUGCCUCAGGUGCGUGCCCUGCUCCCUGCUUCUCCGCCCAGCUGCCUCAGGUGCGUGCCCUGCUCCCUGCUUCUCCGCCCAGCUGCCUCAGGUGCGUGCCCUGCUCCCUGCUUCUCCGCCCAGCUGCCUCAGGUGCGUGCCCUGCUCCCUGCUUCUCCGCCCAGCUGCCUCAGGUGCGUGCCCUGCUCCCUGCUUCUCCGCCCAGCUGCCUCAGGUGCGUGCCCUGCUCCCUGCUUCUCCGCCCAGCUGCCUCAGGUGCGUGCCCUGCUCCCUGCUUCUCCGCCCAGCUGCCUCAGGUGCGUGCCCUGCUCCCUGCUUCUCCGCCCAGCUGCCUCAGGUGCGUGCCCUGCUCCCUGCUUCUCCGCCCAGCUGCCUCAGGUGCGUGCCCUGCUCCCUGCUUCUCCGCCCAGCUGCCUCAGGUGCGUGCCCUGCUCCCUGCUUCUCCGCCCAGCUGCCUCAGGUGCGUGCCCUGCUCCCUGCUUCUCCGCCCAGCUGCCUCAGGUGCGUGCCCUGCUCCCUGCUUCUCCGCCCAGCUGCCUCAGGUGCGUGCCCUGCUCCCUGCUUCUCCGCCCAGCUGCCUCAGGUGCGUGCCCUGCUCCCUGCUUCUCCGCCCAGCUGCCUCAGGUGCGUGCCCUGCUCCCUGCUUCUCCGCCCAGCUGCCUCAGGUGCGUGCCCUGCUCCCUGCUUCUCCGCCCAGCUGCCUCAGGUGCGUGCCCUGCUCCCUGCUUCUCCGCCCAGCUGCCUCAGGUGCGUGCCCUGCUCCCUGCUUCUCCGCCCAGCUGCCUCAGGUGCGUGCCCUGCUCCCUGCUUCUCCGCCCAGCUGCCUCAGGUGCGUGCCCUGCUCCCUGCUUCUCCGCCCAGCUGCCUCAGGUGCGUGCCCUGCUCCCUGCUUCUCCGCCCAGCUGCCUCAGGUGCGUGCCCUGCUCCCUGCUUCUCCGCCCAGCUGCCUCAGGUGCGUGCCCUGCUCCCUGCUUCUCCGCCCAGCUGCCUCAGGUGCGUGCCCUGCUCCCUGCUUCUCCGCCCAGCUGCCUCAGGUGCGUGCCCUGCUCCCUGCUUCUCCGCCCAGCUGCCUCAGGUGCGUGCCCUGCUCCCUGCUUCUCCGCCCAGCUGCCUCAGGUGCGUGCCCUGCUCCCUGCUUCUCCGCCCAGCUGCCUCAGGUGCGUGCCCUGCUCCCUGCUUCUCCGCCCAGCUGCCUCAGGUGCGUGCCCUGCUCCCUGCUUCUCCGCCCAGCUGCCUCAGGUGCGUGCCCUGCUCCCUGCUUCUCCGCCCAGCUGCCUCAGGUGCGUGCCCUGCUCCCUGCUUCUCCGCCCAGCUGCCUCAGGUGCGUGCCCUGCUCCCUGCUUCUCCGCCCAGCUGCCUCAGGUGCGUGCCCUGCUCCCUGCUUCUCCGCCCAGCUGCCUCAGGUGCGUGCCCUGCUCCCUGCUUCUCCGCCCAGCUGCCUCAGGUGCGUGCCCUGCUCCCUGCUUCUCCGCCCAGCUGCCUCAGGUGCGUGCCCUGCUCCCUGCUUCUCCGCCCAGCUGCCUCAGGUGCGUGCCCUGCUCCCUGCUUCUCCGCCCAGCUGCCUCAGGUGCGUGCCCUGCUCCCUGCUUCUCCGCCCAGCUGCCUCAGGUGCGUGCCCUGCUCCCUGCUUCUCCGCCCAGCUGCCUCAGGUGCGUGCCCUGCUCCCUGCUUCUCCGCCCAGCUGCCUCAGGUGCGUGCCCUGCUCCCUGCUUCUCCGCCCAGCUGCCUCAGGUGCGUGCCCUGCUCCCUGCUUCUCCGCCCAGCUGCCUCAGGUGCGUGCCCUGCUCCCUGCUUCUCCGCCCAGCUGCCUCAGGUGCGUGCCCUGCUCCCUGCUUCUCCGCCCAGCUGCCUCAGGUGCGUGCCCUGCUCCCUGCUUCUCCGCCCAGCUGCCUCAGGUGCGUGCCCUGCUCCCUGCUUCUCCGCCCAGCUGCCUCAGGUGCGUGCCCUGCUCCCUGCUUCUCCGCCCAGCUGCCUCAGGUGCGUGCCCUGCUCCCUGCUUCUCCGCCCAGCUGCCUCAGGUGCGUGCCCUGCUCCCUGCUUCUCCGCCCAGCUGCCUCAGGUGCGUGCCCUGCUCCCUGCUUCUCCGCCCAGCUGCCUCAGGUGCGUGCCCUGCUCCCUGCUUCUCCGCCCAGCUGCCUCAGGUGCGUGCCCUGCUCCCUGCUUCUCCGCCCAGCUGCCUCAGGUGCGUGCCCUGCUCCCUGCUUCUCCGCCCAGCUGCCUCAGGUGCGUGCCCUGCUCCCUGCUUCUCCGCCCAGCUGCCUCAGGUGCGUGCCCUGCUCCCUGCUUCUCCGCCCAGCUGCCUCAGGUGCGUGCCCUGCUCCCUGCUUCUCCGCCCAGCUGCCUCAGGUGCGUGCCCUGCUCCCUGCUUCUCCGCCCAGCUGCCUCAGGUGCGUGCCCUGCUCCCUGCUUCUCCGCCCAGCUGCCUCAGGUGCGUGCCCUGCUCCCUGCUUCUCCGCCCAGCUGCCUCAGGUGCGUGCCCUGCUCCCUGCUUCUCCGCCCAGCUGCCUCAGGUGCGUGCCCUGCUCCCUGCUUCUCCGCCCAGCUGCCUCAGGUGCGUGCCCUGCUCCCUGCUUCUCCGCCCAGCUGCCUCAGGUGCGUGCCCUGCUCCCUGCUUCUCCGCCCAGCUGCCUCAGGUGCGUGCCCUGCUCCCUGCUUCUCCGCCCAGCUGCCUCAGGUGCGUGCCCUGCUCCCUGCUUCUCCGCCCAGCUGCCUCAGGUGCGUGCCCUGCUCCCUGCUUCUCCGCCCAGCUGCCUCAGGUGCGUGCCCUGCUCCCUGCUUCUCCGCCCAGCUGCCUCAGGUGCGUGCCCUGCUCCCUGCUUCUCCGCCCAGCUGCCUCAGGUGCGUGCCCUGCUCCCUGCUUCUCCGCCCAGCUGCCUCAGGUGCGUGCCCUGCUGCCUCAGGUGCGCUCUGCUGCCACAGGUGUGUGCGCUGCUGCCUGCUUCCCCCGCCCGUUGGGAAGCCAGUCAGUGCUGCAGGACCGCAGCGCAGUGCAGCGCAUCGUGGGUGCGUUGGAGCCGCUGGUGCGCGCUGCUGAUGGCAGCGCGGGGGAGAGGGUCGCCAUGCGGGUGAGAGGGGGGGGGUUGGUGGGAAUGUGA